Molecule: messenger RNA, 2290 nt
Organism: Lactuca sativa (garden lettuce)
Lineage: Eukaryota; Viridiplantae; Streptophyta; Magnoliopsida; Asterales; Asteraceae
Product: Leucine-rich repeat family protein
Biological process (GO): SCF-dependent proteasomal ubiquitin-dependent protein catabolic process
Cellular component (GO): SCF ubiquitin ligase complex
Molecular function (GO): protein binding
Source: RefSeq, a predicted model, not a curated record
UCACUUCUAUACGCUUUUACCUUCUUCUCCAUUCUUCUUCCUCACCCCACUCUCUCUCACCCACACCCACCCACCCAAAUUAUCGUUUAAUCCUGAUCGUGAUGGGUUUCUAUGAGCUUACUUGAUAACGAAUCAUCGGAUAUAUGUCCUUUUUUAGGUUAACACGACCUCAAAAUAUUGAAUAAUCAACAUCAGUUUUAGCACCUCGAUUCUUUCCUUAGCUUAUAUAACGUUGAAAACAAAACAUAUCCAUGGGGGGAGCUUGUUCUAGAAAAAGAGACCAACAAACCAACGACGACAUUGUUCUUGGAGGAGUUUCUCGAAGAUAUUCCAAAAGUGGAAGCUCAAAAUGGCUGGGAACCUCUUUUUCUCGAGCAUCUGUAGAUAAUAAACAAGGAAACACCAUACCCCCGUCUCUCAUGGAAUUAUGCAUUUAUAAAAUUUCUCAAGAAAUUGAUGAGUAUGGAACCUUCUCUAUGCUUCCAAGAGAUAUCAGCCAACAGAUUUUUAAUGAAUUGGUUUACUCUCAACGCCUUAACGAGGCUUCUCUUGAAGCAUUUCUAGAUUGUGCUUUGCAGGAUAUAAACUUGGGUGAAUAUCCAGGAGUUGAUGACACGUGGAUGGAUGUGAUCUCUUCACAGGGAUCAUCUUUACUUUCUGCAGAUCUUUCUAGUUCCGAUGUUACAGAUUCUGGUUUGUUACAUAUUAAAGAAUGCAAGAAUGUUGAGGCUUUAAACCUUAAUUUCUGUGAACAUAUCUCUGAUGUUGGGCUUGGAUGCAUUACAGGUCUUUCAAACUUGACAAGUUUGAGUUUGAAGAGGAACACAAGCAUCACUGCAAAAGGAAUGAGUGUGCUUUCAGGAUUGGUCAAUUUGUCAAAGUUGGAUCUAGAAAGAUGUUCUGGAAUCCAUGGUGGUCUUGUUCAUUUAAGAGGUUUAAAAAAGCUGGAGGCACUUAAUAUGAACUGUUGUAAUUGCAUUACUGAUGCUGAUAUGAAGCCUCUCUCAGACCUAAGAAAUUUGAAAGAAUUACAAAUCUCCAGCAGCAAGGUCACAGAUAAUGGUGUCACAUUCUUGAAAGGUUUACACAAGCUUGCAUUGCUGAAUAUGGAACGCUGCCCUAUUACUGCAGCAUGCCUGGAUUCACUUUCAGAUCUUGUUGCUCUACUUUUUCUGAAUGUAAGCAGAUCUAAUAUCACUGAUGAUGGGUGUGACAAGUUUUCAAAAUUGAAGUCUCUAAAAGUGCUCAACUUGGGAUUCAAUGAUAUGUCAGAUGCUGUUUUGGCACACCUCAAAGGUUUGAUAAAUUUGGAGAGCUUGAAUCUGGAUUCAUGUAGAAUUGGGGAUAAAGGAUUGGUUCACUUAGCAGGCCUUGUUUGUUUGAAAUGUUUGGAGUUGUCUGAUACAGAAGUUGGAAACAAUGGUCUUCGUCAUCUCUCUGGUUUGGUGAAUUUGGAAAGUUUGAAUCUUUCAUUCACACUUAUUACAGAUGGAGGUUUGCGACACUUGUCAAAACUGUCAAGUAUUAGAUCACUUAAUCUUGAUGUUCGCCAAAUCACAGAUGCUGGACUUGCAAUUCUUACAAGUUUGACCGGAUUGACUCAUUUGGAUCUUUUCUGUGCGAAAAUAACAGACACUGGAACAAAUCAUCUGCGCAAUUUCAAGAAGUUGCGAUCAUUGGAGAUUUGUGGUGGAGGAUUAACUGAUGCUGGUGUGAAGAACAUCAAGGAUCUUAAAUCUUUGAUGCUUUUGAAUCUGUCUCAAAACAGCCACCUGUCUGAUAAAUCUCUAGAAAUGAUAUCUGAAUUGACAAACUUGGUGUCUUUAAAUGUUUCGAGUUCAAGGAUAACAAGUGCAGGAUUGAAGCAUUUAACAAGUCUGAAGAAGUUGAAAUCAUUGAGCUUGGAGUCAACUAAGGUGACUGCAAAUGAUAUAAAGAGGCUCCAUGAAUCCCACCUUCCUGAUCUCGUGACUUUUAGGCCUGAGUAGGUGGAAAGAUGCCAUGGGGUUUCUGUACAUAAAGAUUGGUGAUGAAUGAAUAUGGACUCCAUCCCUGAUUUGUUGAAUUGUAAAUAUGUCUGCUUCUUGUGUUGUGGGUGAUACUAUGUCUAUUGUCUAUUGUCUAGUGAACGUGAAGCUUUUUCUUUCAUGGAUGUGGAAAUUGUGAUGUAAAUAAAGGCAUCCUUUGCUACAUCUCUUUUUAUAUUGUCUAGAAAUCAAUGUGGGUAAUGUUCUUGUAAAUAUUAUGGGGAUGUUUGUCGUUAUUAUAAAACUAAUUUGUUCGCUUGUUA